Molecule: messenger RNA, 1528 nt
Organism: Argentina anserina (silverweed cinquefoil)
Lineage: Eukaryota; Viridiplantae; Streptophyta; Magnoliopsida; Rosales; Rosaceae
Product: putative cyclin-A3-1
Exons: 8
Coding region: 101-1201 (366 amino acids)
Biological process (GO): mitotic cell cycle phase transition; regulation of cyclin-dependent protein serine/threonine kinase activity
Cellular component (GO): cyclin-dependent protein kinase holoenzyme complex; nucleus; cytoplasm
Molecular function (GO): cyclin-dependent protein serine/threonine kinase regulator activity
Source: RefSeq, a predicted model, not a curated record
CUCGCUUACAAAACUCUCUCGUUUAACUCGUCACUUCUCUCUCUCUCUCUCUCCAAUUAUCUCACUCUUCUUUCUCUCUCCGAAUCCCAGCUCUACUUCCAUGGAGGAGAAAGAGAACUGCGUCCGCGUCACCCGCGCCAUGAAGCGGAAGGCCGAAGAAGCCGCCGCCUCUAUCGAGCGAACGCCGACCAAGGAGCGCGUCGUGCUGGGCGAGCUCCCCCGUCUCCAAAACGCCGGCGCGCCGCUCAUUGAGCCUGAGCCGCAGAAGCGGAAAUCCAGGACGAAAUCCCGGGCCGCAAAAAAAGCGCGGACAAUCAUUCCGGAACUCCUGCCGCCGAAGACGGAGGAGGUCGAAACGACGCCGUCGGAUCCCCAAAUGUGCGAGCCAUAUGCUCGUGACAUAUACGACUAUCUUCACAACCUGGAGGUGGAUCCAAAUAGAAGGCCUUUGCCUGAUUACUUGGCAAAGAUUCAGAAGGACAUUACUGCUAAUAUGAGAGGAGUCUUGGUGGACUGGUUGGUGGAAGUUGCAGAGGAGUACAAGCUGCUUUCAGAUACUCUCUACCUUACCGUUUCGUAUGUCGAUAGGUUCCUGUCCUUCAAUUCUCUCAACCGGAAAAUGCUUCAGUUACUUGGUGUUUCUUCGAUGCUUGUUGCUUCGAAGUAUGAGGAGAUCACACCUCCACAUGUGGAGGAAUUGUGUUACAUAACAGAUAAUACAUAUACUAAGGAAGAAGUGUGCAAAAUGGAGGCUGAUAUACUUAAGGUCUUGAAAUUUGAAUUGGGCAGUCCGACAAUAAAGACGAUUUUAAGGAGAUUCAAUAGGGUUGCUGAAGAGGGCAAAGACCCUGAUUUGAAUUUUGAGUUUCUAGGCUACUACCUUGCAGAGCUGAGCUUGCUAGACUACAAUUGUGUCAAAUUUUUGCCAUCUUUGGUGGCUGCGUCUGUUGUAUUUCUUACUAGAUUUAUCAUCCAUCCAAGGAUAUAUCCAUGGACUUCAUCGCUGCAACAAUAUGCAGGAUACAAACCAUCUGAGUUGAAGGAAUGUGUCCUUAUCAUACAUGACUUGUAUUUGGGUAGAAGAGGAGGGUCUUUGCAAGCUAUAAGAGAAAAGUACAAACGGCAUAAGUUCAAAUGCGUGGCAGUGAUGCCUUCUCCUCCAGAGGUACCCGCAUACUUCUUUGAAGAUCUUAUAGAAUGACUGGAAGUGACCUCGAGUUUGACAGAUAUGAUUAGUUUUGUAUCGUUAGAAAAUCAAGUCCCUGCGAGAUCAGUGUGGAAGGGCUUCUCUUUGGUGAACACCUGCGCUCGGUGCUUUUGCUUGCUUCUGUAAUCUAUGCUUGGAUUUGUUUUUUUUUUGUUUUUAGGAUGACAAAGGUUUUGCUUACAUAGUCCCAUUACCUGCAUUUAGCCAUUUAGGUUUUGUUUAGUGGUUAUAGGAUUUGUUCUGCGGACAAAUUGUUUAGCAGGUUGAAUAGAUGAAUGCAGUAGGGGAUGUUAAAUUGUUAUCCAAUUGAGUGGUGUUUGU